UAUAAUAACCUCUACUCUUCUGGGAAGGUUUUCCACUAGAUCUUGGAGCAUGGUUGUAGGGAUUUGUGCUCAUUCUGCCACAAGAGCGUUAAUGACGUAAAGGGUGAGGAGACCUGGUGUGCAGUCAGAGUUCCAGUUCAUCCCGAAGGUGUUCAGUGGGGUUGAGGUCAGUGCUCUGAGCAGGACACUCAGGUUCUUCCAGACCGAUCUUGGCAAACCAUGUCUUCUUGGCGCUCGCUUUGUGCACAGGGGCAUUGUAAUGCUGGAACAGGUUUGGGCCCUUUAGUUCAAGUAAAGGGAAAUCUUAAUGCUACAGUAUGCAAAGACACUAUACAAUUGUGUGCUUCCAAGUUUAGGGAAGGCCCACAUUUGGGUGUGAUGGUCAGGUGUCCACGAACCUUUGGCCAUAUAUUGUGUGUAUAUAUACACCUUCUACACAUGGUUUAGAGUUGACAUAUGGUUUAGAGUCUUUUAUUUUGACAGGUAUUUCCUGCAUGUAACAUGUAACGCAAAGCCAACGACAAGCUCUGGUCUGCUGACCAAUCCAAACAAAAAGUUAUUCAAUUACUUAAUAAUAUAAUCCACAAUAAUUUUAAAAAUCAUGAAAAACUGACAGUGUUGCUGCAUUUGACUCAAUCAUGGAGACUUUUUCCUUAUGAGGUUUGGUAUAGGUUUAGCUACACUCAUCACAGCGCAUUACUGCCACCUGGUGGCCACAAAAAGUACAGCGUUUACUUCAUACUGGAGUGGAAUGGUGUAGUUCAGUAUGACAGAUCAGAAAUACUGUGAAUAAACUCAACAUUAGAAGUGAAUAGACAGAAUUAUCACGGUAAAAGAGGUUAUAAGGUAGUGGUGGCUAAUGAUUGGAAGACUGAGGUUUCAGAUCUCUGAACUAGCAAGCUAUGCAAAGACAACCAAUUUGUUGGACUGUACAUAGCAUGUAUGUAUGCGUAAUGACCAUAACAACUGUCUUUCUUUCUAUACUGGGUAUAUUUGUGUAUGAGCUGGACUACACCACUGGACUGUGCCAUAUUUGAUCAUACCUAAUUCUUAAAAAAAAAAAAGUCUGGAAGAAUAUGCAAGAGUGUGAUUACUGUGUGUGCAUGAAAGUGUGUGCGAGAAACAAAGAGAGAGGAAAAUUCAGAGAGGACGAGGAAGCUAGCCAGUGACUCGAACUACUAUGCUUUUAAUAUUCAUCGUCUUCAUCUUGAGUGACUGCCUUAUCAUGGUCAGGGUCAUGGUGAAUAAUUUCAUAAUUCAUAAUUUCUGUACUAAGCAACCGUGGCACUGAUUUAUCAUGUUGUACCUAUGUUUAUAACUUGACCAACUGUAAUUUGUGGAAUGUAAAAGAAUGGCAUUUGACAGAAAACCUGUAUGGGUGGUUUCGGGAGCCACGCGAGGUAGUAACAGUCAUGAACUAAAAAGCUGGUACAGUAAACACUGCUAGAGGCAGCGAAAUGGGAGGAGAUAAACCCAUGGAGUCUUGACAGAAAGUUCCUUAAGCAGUAAAGAAGGAAACUGGAAACAGGAAAAAGAGAGGUAAAGCAGUAAAGCAGGACACCACAGAAACAACAGAAGCGAUGACUGAAGAAAGACAGGCAUCCAACAGCAGCAUCUCUAUGCUUCACUCUAUGCUGAACCGACUGAAGUCUUCUGAGAGGAUCCAAAGUUCUUCUCAUGCCACAGCUCAACACUGUAGACACUCAAAGGACAAACACCAGUGUGACAGAGUAUUUAUCCCAGAGUCAGACAAACCGGAGUGGAAUUUUGCAGGGUCAAAUCCUUCAGAACACUCAGUCAAGCCCGAGGAACAGAAUGAUGCUGAUGUAGAUUCAGAAUAUUUCACACAGAGGACUGUUUUUCAAGAGUCUAGUCCUACUUCAAUCACAUUUCUCAAAAGCACAACACCGUCUAAUUUGUUGCACAGCUUGACAAGAGACGCCAGUCAAGACUUACAGCCCAGUGAGAGUAAUCCCUCCCAGGAAGAAGUGAAAGAGGAGCAGACAUCACAAGCUGAGUCCCAUUUCAACAUUCUGAAGAAAAGUCCUCCUCAUGGACCAUUUACCCAUGACCCAACAGGAUCCUCCCUGGCAAACUCAGAACCCAGGUUUGUCAAAGGAACAACUGUGCCAAUGGAGUAUAAAAUAAUGAAGCAACCUUGCAGGAGUGAGAAUACAGUUACGUCUGUGGAGGAAGCAGAGCCUCCACCCCUCCCUCCUAAACUGCGGCAUCUCAACAAUGUGCAUGGCCAAUUACAAAGGACUUUUACUCUAAAAGAUUUCAAGCUGGACCUCGAGCCCAUCAACUUGCUGGAAGAGAUUUGUACAGGAGAAGAAUGGGCAAAAUUCCUGCCUGUUAAAGAUUCCCCACCCCAAACAGAUGCCAAAGACUACUCGCAGACAGAGGAUUCUCAUCAUUCAAAUGAUGAUAUCGGAUCUCAGAAUGCAGUCAUAAAGCCGGGCCUAUCAGCAGACAAAGAGCAGUCAGAGAUAGGUUCUAGUCCAGCCAGUAUUACUGAUAGUCAGGAGGACAGGGUAAUCCAGGUCAGACAAGGAACAUCUGAUUCACCCAUUUCUGCUUUUCCCAAAACACCAAUAAGAAAUGUUACAGUAACACAAAGGACAUCUGACAUGCCAGAAUAUGAACGAUUUAAAGCGGAAGAAAAUGACCUUGUGGUAAUGUAUCUGCAUGAUGAAAAUGACCUGACAAAGGUCAAGAACAUGCCACUUGAUUUGUCUGUUGUCAAGUCAUCAGGAGUACUAGAUAAUUCUGCACUAAAGAGUCGAAUUCAACUGAGCAAAAAAAGAAAACAUCAACCAACAGAAAAAAGAAAAAAAGGAAAAACCCAAAUGGACUUUCUUCACCAACGCAGUGCCUCCACAGAGUCCUUUCAGUCUCCCCCUUCUUCACAUACUUCUGUCUUUGCCUCCUCUAAAUUUUAUAUUUUACCCUGUUCAAAAUUCAAAGACUCCCAAACACAUGAAGAUUCCCAAAUAUCUGUACUUGGUAAUGAGAAGGCACUAGUGAGAAAUGCUGCAGUACUGCAAAGGAUAUCAGAAGUGCCAGAAGCCUACAGCAAUGAUAAUGACAUUGCAGAAGUUUCUGUGCUUUAUAAAAAUAAGCAGCUAUCAUACAAGAUGAGGGAUAUGCCCCUUGAUUUCUCUGUUGUCAAGUCAUCAGGAGUGCUAGACAAUUCUGCUCUGAAGGAUCGAAUCCAGUUGAGCAAAAAAAGAAAACAUCGACCACCAGGGAAAAGAAAAAAUGAGUCCUUUCAGUCUGACCAUUCUUCACAUCCUUCUAUCUUCACCUCCUCUGCAUUCCAUAAUUUACUGAGGUCCUGUGAUUCCAACGAUUCCCAAACAUCUGUUCCUGAGAAGCAAAAGACAAAAGAAAGAUUAUUGAAACCAAAGCUAUGGAAGAUGAAGUCCUAAUUCAUUUCUGGAGAAUGUAACAGGAACCAGGGUUACGCUGGUCCCCAGUAUGCAUGUGACCUGGAAAGGAACUGAAACCUACAGCCAUAUAAAUAUAAAUACUGUAUAUACCUUUUUUUUUUAAAGCUGCUUAUUUAUAAGCUGAAUUAGUGAAAUACAUUAGCCAUUUAGAAUGAAAUGUACAGUGUUCUCAAAUGUAGUUGUUCAGCUAAGACAUACACUGAUCAGCCAUAACAUUAUGACCACUGACAGGUGAAGUGAAUAAUAUUGAUUAUCUCAUUACAAUAGCACCUGUCAAGGGUUGAGAUAUAUUAGGCAGCAAGUGACCGGUCGGUUCUCGAAGUUGAUGUGUUGGAAACAGGAAAAAUGGGCAAGCAUAAGGAUUAGAGAGACUUUGAUAACGGCCAAAUUGUGAUGGCUAGAUGACUGAGUCAGAGCAUCUUUAAAAUGACAGGUCUUGUGGGGUGUUCCCGGUAUUGGUUAGUACCUACCAAAAGUGGUCCAAGGAAGGACAACCGGUAAGUUAUGCUUACAGUAUAGCUACCCACUUAGCUGCAUGCAUCAAUCAACACACACUUGCCUUAAAGGACAUUAUUUGGCUAAGUAAGGCAUUUGAACAUAAACAGUUGCCAAAAAUCGCAUAAUAAGUAAAAAAAUGUAUAUACAAAUCAAAUUGGAGGCAUUUUCUUUAUCAGAAUUACUACUAAUAUUUAAUUCUGCCUUCAACCUCUGGGCCACAGCUCCUACAUGACUCCCUAACCCUACAUAACCAGCUCCUACAUAACCCUCUUAAAACAGUUUUAAGAGUUAAUUUCAGUUUUAUUUGUAUAGCGCCUUUAAUGACAGACAUUGUCACAUUGUCACAAAGCAGCUUUGCAGAAAUCCAGAUGUACAGAUUUAGAUCCCUAAUGAGCAAAAUAGAGGCGACAGAGACAAGGAAAAAUUCCUGAGACUUCAUGAGGAACCAGACUCAAAAAAAGAACCCAGUCGUUUUUAGGUAACAGUGGGUAGUGAGAUUAUAAUCAUCACAGUAUACAGUUGUAGAAGAGUUGUUAUGUACACGUCUCCAUUUUUAUUCAUUACAGUGUAUCAUACGGUGUCAGUAACCACAAAAAUUGGAGCUGAUUUCAAGAAAGUAUGUAAUUAUUUAGGCAUGCACGUUGCACAACCCUAAACUAUCACUAGUAUGUCUUGGUGAUCAACUACAUUUGUGGUAAAGAGGAGAUACUGUAAACUCCUUUAUAUGCUCCGUAAUAUCAGAUUACUGCAAUGGUAUGUAAACACACACACACACAUAUAUAUAUAUAUGUUUGUGUGUGUGUGUGUGUGUGUGUGUGUGUGUGAUAUAUAUAUAUAUAUAUCGCCCAACAAACAAAGGGGAUUUAUUUUAUAUAAAGACCAUUAGCUCUAUUUCAUGGUACACCUGAUCAUUUUUGAUCAUAUUUCAUAAAAUUUCAAUGCAUUGACUGGAGAAGGAUGUCUUUUUGUUAACACUUUGUUCAUUGGAUUUGUUCAAAGAUUAUAAAUAAAUAAAUACAUAAAUAAAUCAUUUGCUGGACAUGUACCCACACAUUCUUAUGUACAGUGCAACAUUUUCCAUCCCACUCACUGCAGAAAUUCCAUCUCUUACU
Molecule: messenger RNA, 5062 nt
Organism: Pangasianodon hypophthalmus (striped catfish)
Lineage: Eukaryota; Metazoa; Chordata; Actinopteri; Siluriformes; Pangasiidae
Exons: 10
Coding region: 1581-3431 (616 amino acids)
Source: RefSeq, a predicted model, not a curated record